This is a messenger RNA of Mobula hypostoma (lesser devil ray), 1814 nucleotides long. Its product is annotated as annexin A2-like. Gene Ontology annotation, cellular component: vesicle; cytoplasm; nucleus. Gene Ontology annotation, molecular function: phosphatidylinositol-4,5-bisphosphate binding; protease binding; phospholipase A2 inhibitor activity. The coding region runs from base 349 to 1365 and encodes 338 amino acids. Lineage: Eukaryota; Metazoa; Chordata; Chondrichthyes; Myliobatiformes; Myliobatidae. The transcript is spliced from 13 exons. The record is from RefSeq and is a predicted model, not a curated record.
GUGCUUGGACAGGUACAGCGACAGGAAAGGUCGGGAGGGACGUGGUCCACGCGCUGAGAGGCGAAGUUUACUCGGCUCGGUCCGGGGGGCCCGUUUGCGUGUCGUGUGACUCGCUGUAUCGGGACUGGCUGGUGUGGAGGGUGGUCCAACGCAACUCGAGAUUCCCCUGCCUACUUACUGACUGGUUUGUGUGUGUGUGUGUGUGUGUGUGAUCUCACGGGAGGAGUGUACGUGACACGCCCACGGAGAGACGGCGAGAGAGGGAGAGGCAGCGAGCAGCGAAACCGGACCUACCGAGAGCAGCAACCGACUCCGACACGGUCAAACAGCCCUCAGUCUCCCGGAAGGAUGGUGCUCGUAAACGAGAUUCUGAGUCAGAUCGUUCAGGUGGAUCGGCCAAUGAACUGGGGAGGUCUGGCCACCCUGAAACCUUAUGUCAACUUCUUCGCUGAAGACGAUGCGAAGGCUCUGAAGCAGGCAAUGGAUGUGAAAGGAGUUGAUGAAGCUACCAUUGUCAAAAUCCUCUCCAACCGCUCGUGGGACCAAAGGCAACUCAUCAUGAAAGCUUUCUAUAAACAGUACAAUGUGGACCUGGAGGCCUCACUGAAGAAGAAGCUGUCUGGUAACCUCGAGAAUGUUGUUGUCUGUCUGCUCAUGGUACCAGAGGACCGUGAUGCACAGGGGCUUAAAGAAGCAAUGAAGGGUUUGGGGACAGACGAAGACUCUCUGAUCGAAAUCCUCAGCAUCCGGUCCAAAGGAGAACUGCAGCUGAUCGCGGCAGCUUACCAGCGAGACUAUCAGAAGACCCUGGAACAGGACAUCAAGGGUGAUGCGAACGGGAAGUUCCAGGCCCUGCUCCUCAACCUGUUGAAGGGGCAGAGGGAAGACAACUCCAACAUCAUCAACCACGAAUUGAUCGAAGAGGACGCCAGGGCCCUGCAUACGAUCGCCAUCCAGAAGAAGCCUGAUUUCAAUGGCUGGAUCCCCAUCCUCACCGAGAGAAGCCAAAAACAUCUGAACCGAGUGUUUAAACUCUACAAAGUCUACAGCUCCCAGGACAUCACAGAAACGAUCAAAAAGCAGAUGAAGGGCGAUGACGAGAAGGGAUUCCUUGCUCUAGUGCACAGCAUCCAGGACACCCCCAAGUACCUUGCUGACAGAUUGCACCAGUGUAUGAAGUCAUUUGGGACCAAGGAUGGACCCCUGAUCCGGCUGCUUGUGUCCCGUUGUGAGAAUGAUCUCCUCAGUAUACGAGCUGAGUACAGGAAGAAAUACGGGAAGUCACUGUACACAGCAAUCCAGGGCGACACGAAGGGCGAUUACCGGACGGCUCUGCUGAGUCUAUGCGGCGGAGAGGACCUGUAGGUGCGUUGUCCUGUCCCCAGGAUGGGCGUCUCCUGGGUCCGGCCUUGCCUCUGACACAAGCCACGGGAAGUAAAUGAACAGGCUGGGUAUAGACAGAUGGACAUACUUGCCCCACGGACACGAGUGGAAGUUUAAACUGGCAGCAGACACAGAGAAAACCACUGGAACAUAAUACACACAUACAGAUUUAUGUAUGUCACACACAUAUACACAGGCACAGGUGCACAAACACGUGGGCCUCUGCUGCUACACGUGCAUGCGCGUGCUCACACACACUCCCACUCUUGCAAAGAGAAGUAUUCACACAUGUGACUCCAGCUCCCCCUUCCCAUGCCGGAUCUUUUGGGAAUGUCCCAGUCCUUGAGCCGGGAUUUGCUGUGACUGGAUCCUGAGACAAUUUCCACUAGAAAUGUCAAUAAAACAAUGACUGCUUUCAAAAAUCUUCAGAU